UGGGGGGCAAGUCUGCAGGCUGGAGCCCACAGCAAGAUGAUCGGACGCUGAACCAAGCAUUUUCUAGCACUGCGCGGAUCUACCGUACAUAUUGUUUUUAAUAUUGCAUAUGCAAAACUAAGUGAAAGUUGGAUUAUUGAGAAGAAACCUGCAAGUCCGGACUGGCCAAGAGUGGAAUUUUGGGUUGUGGUAUCAGCAGUAUCGGACAGGUUGGAUAUUAUCCGUGGAAUAAACCACAUCUUCACUUCACUGCAACGAGGAGGUACAGAUGCGGGAGAUGCCAUUGGAGUUGAGGAAUAAGCAACUGACUGUGCAAUACUGGGUUAUGUCCACAACAACUGCUGAGAGGUCAAGAGGUGGUCCGCCUCUGUAAGACACUCCAGAAAACAAAUGAUCUGCCGCCAUGCCUCCGUGGGUGGUACGUUGUCUCCCAGCCACCGCAGUCCAACUGCUGCUAUCCAUUGUGCUGUUAGCGGUCGACCGGCCGCUUACCUCCACGUCCGGUUACGUUGUCCAAGGAACCGACCCCUCUUCUCGCCUUUAUCCCACCUUCACCCGGAAUGAUACGGAAUUUGAGCACCUGGCCCUGCAUCCUGACCCCGGUGUGGGCCGAGUCUAUGUGGGCGCUCGGGAUAACUUGUUCCAGUUGGACCGAUUCCUUCAAGCAGAGCUCCAGGAUCCCACCGGACCUGUCAGAGACAGCCGGGAAUGCCUGCCUCCGGUUACUAAGAGUAACUGCCCUCAGGCCAGUCUCACCAGCAACCACAACAAACUCUUACUGGUCGACCCGUACUCCAUGGAACUGAUCACAUGCGGCAGUGUGAACCAAGGAAUCUGCCAAAAACGAAGUCUGGAUUCUGUGGAUAAGGUGCUGUUCUCCACUGAGAGGCCGGUGGACACCCAAUACGUCGCGGCCAAUCAUCCCAACGUUAGUACUGUUGGGCUCAUUGUCCAGUCGCAGCCCGGCAGGCAGCCGCUUCUUUUUGUGGGGCGGGGCUACACGAGCAGCCACCCGCCAAUCUCCACAAGAAACCUGGAGCAGGAUCCGGUCUUUUCCUACGAGGAAACGGCAAAGUUGGCUGUGGCGGGUCGCCUGUCUGAAUACGACCACCAUUUCGUGGCUUCCUUUGCCUACCGCCAUCAUGUGUACUUCUUCUUCUACCGGCGAGACCUGAAGUCCCAGUCGCGCGAGUACUGCACGUACGUCUCGCGUGUAUGUUUGGACGACCAAGCCUAUUACUCCUACGUGGAGGUGCCCCUGACGUGCCGAUCCCGGGCUGGGAAAAACUAUAAUCUCCUUCAAGCGGUCCAGCUCGGGCUCUCAAAGGACAGGACAGCGGGUCGAGGCUCUGAGGUGGUUCUUGGGGUUUUUUCCACUCGUUUGGCUUCAUCCACUCGACCCAGCGAAGACUCUGCGCUGUGUACCUUCAAUCUGGACGAUGUGGACCGCAGGAUUAACUCCACUAGGGACCUGUGUUACACACAGAUGGGCAGAGACUCCGGAAUGGAGGUUGCCUACAUCGAAUACGAAGUCAAGUCCAACUGUGUCAACCUGCCAGAGAACACCCUGGAUGCUUACCCCUGCGGCUCCGAUCACACACCCAGCCCCAUGGCGAGCCGGAUCGCCGUGGAAGCUGAAACCAUACUGGACAGCCCGUCUGCCCGACUCACAGCUGUUGCAGUCAGCGUGAGGGCGGAACAUACCAUCGCAUUCUUGGGAGACUCCAAGGGAAACCUGCACAAGGUGUUCCUGGGACCAAACGGCGAGGUGGAGGAAUACUCCAUAACGUCCAUCCAACACAACGCCGCCAUUAGUUCCGACCUUGUCCUGGAUGGAGAGGAAGAGCAUCUCUUCAUCAUGACCCAUAACUUGCUACAGAAGAGACCUGUGGCCGAAUGCCAGCAGCACACAGACUGUCACUCCUGCUUGCAAGCACACGACCCCUACUGUGGCUGGUGUGUUCUCCAGGGAAGAUGUCUUCUGGAGUCAGAGUGUCACCGUGGCAACCAGCCCGGUCAGUGGCUUUGGAGCUUUGACAUGGAACAACAAUGUCUGGCUGUCCAAGAACUCAGCCCAUCAAACAUCAGCAGGCAGGAAAGCAGGACGGUGUUUUUGUCAGUUCCCGAACUUCCAGCUUUAGAAAAGGGCGAGUCCUACUCCUGUGUCUUCCAUGGCGUCCGUAGUCCUGCCACAGUCACUGGAAGCGGCGUCACCUGCUUGUCUCCACACACCAGCCAAGUCCCCAUGGUGCCUCCAGGACAAGAUUUUGUCCGGGUUCCCUUGUCUCUUCGUUUUGGGGACAUCACGGUGGCAGAAAGAGAUUUCACCUUCUACGACUGCUCGGCUGUGAAGCAGCUCUCUGGCAGCAUGCUCUGUCAUGGUUGUGUUCUGAGCCAGUGGGGCUGUAACUGGUGUGUUCACCAGCACAUAUGUACCCAUAAGUCCACCUGUGAGGAGGGCGUCAUUAUCUACAACCAGCAUUUUAAACUCCCCACCUCAGCCCCGCCCACUGCAAAAACGGUUAAAGUUAACACAACCCCCUCCACCACCACCACCACGGCAAUGCCAACAACAACCACGACAAUCUCCACGGUAGCUCCCACAACAACAACUGCUACUGUUGCCACGACGACAACUACAACUCCUGCAUUGACCACUCAGGAGCUGACGACCCUUCCUAAAAUCACCACAAACCCCACCCCCAUCGACCCUCAGCUUUCUAGCACCCUGGCAAUUACCGAACCCGCACCGUUGACGUUUCCACCUGCAGACACCAGCACCACCGGGAAGGAUGUGGGGGAGGUGGAGUUCAUCACCCAAAGUACGUUGAAGGAUGCCCAGGUCACCGCAAGUGCAGAUCUGGCGCCGGUCACCACUGGUGUGGAUCUGAAGCCUGUAAUGCCUCUGGUGAUCCCAACUUCAGACCCUUUGGAGGUGACCACAGACUUACCGAACACUCGGGAACCUGACGGAACAUGGACAUCAGUAUAUCUGCUCACCCCAACCUGGUCCAGCUCCUCUUUGCCUACACCCUUUUCCCCAGCUAUCUCGGAGUCAUCGCUCUCCCUGGACCCGACCCAAGCACCGACUCCAGUACCCCCGCUAGACUCUCAGACCAAGUCUCAAAGCAGGGACACAGAGUCUGAUGUACUCGGGUCAGAGGAGGAAGACAGCAUGCCCGCUGUCUUGGCAGAAAACGACACAGCCACUUUUUCAGCUGCCACCGUGCUCUCAGGCGACGGUGAGGUGGAUCAUGCAUCCCCAGCUUACCACCACUUGGUGGACACUGAGCUCGACUACCAAUAUGAUCCAGCCGACGCCUUCCUCCCGGGAGAUGAGGGCUCCUUUGUCAGCUGGGGUUCUUCAGCCUGUCCUUGUGUGGAGAAGGUGCAGGGUUCAUCACUACUUCCAGUUGGAGUGGAGAGGAAGAUCACUUUACUUGCCCGCAACCUACAUCUGUAUCAGGACACAGAGAUGGACUACGAGUGUGUGUUGGUCAUUGAGGGGCAAACGGUGGUUGUGGAUGCAUAUGUGGAGACUGAUGACAUCAAUCCAUCCAACUUUGACAUCACCUGUCAACUGCACCAGUACACUUACUCUGCUCCAGUGGAAGAAUAUGCUGCCAUGGUGUAUGUGAAGAGGAGAGACACGUUCCACGUCGACAGCGCUCCUGAUCUAUAUGUGACGUUGUACGACUGCUCGGUGGGCCGCGCCGACUGCAGUCGUUGCUACACAGCAGAGCACAAGUACGCGUGUGUGUGGUGCGGAGGUGCACACGCCACAUGUUUGUAUUCCGGCUCGUGCAGUGAACCCGUACAGCAGACGUGUCCCGCUCCGGUCAUUCACUCUAUCGAGCCGCUGUCUGGCCUGCUAGAAGGCGGCACACUGGUGACCAUCACAGGCUCCAACCUUGGCCAAAAGGCUGAAGACAUCUUUACUUCUGUGUCGGUGGCUGGUGUGCCCUGCAUGGUCAUCACUCGUCUCUACCAGGUGUCCUCCAGGAUCGUUUGCAAAACGAGAGCCAGUGGAGGAGAGAAGACGGGUCAUGUGUCUGUUCAAGUCAGCGGGGGAGAAUUUGGAUUGUCCAGACAGACAUUCAGCUUCCAGGAUCCGUUUGUGACAGGAGUGAUGCCCGACAGAGGUCCCAAAGCUGGGGGCACCACCCUGACCAUCAGUGGGCGAAACCUGCUGACCGGGCAUCCCUCGGACCUUGCCGUCACCGUGGGCGGCGUGCCCUGUAACAUUGUGUCGGAGGUUCAGAGCUCCAGUGUUGAGUGUGUGACGGGCAGCAACAACAAGACGGGAGAUUACCGCCUCACUCUGCAUUAUGGCACCAGCCAACGGCAUCUGCACUCCUCAGCGUACCACUACACGCACAACCCCAACAUAACCCACGCCAAACCAGCCAAGAGCUUCCUGAGUGGCGGGCGAAAGAUCUACGUGUCAGGACACAACCUGAACGUCGUGCAGGAACCUCGGAUGGUCGUGACCGUGUCGCCUCACGAGUCCAUCCAGAAAAAGACCAGCAGGAGAAGGAAGCGCUGGAGCCCAGGGGAAAGGCUGGGACGGUCUGCCAAAAUGGCUUCUGACCCUCUGUGUCCUGGAGAUCUUCUCUGCUCUGUCAAACAGGUGUGCAAGUGCGUGCCCGCCCACACACCUUUACCAAUCUUAUUUUGUCUGUCUGCGUUCCGUCAGUUCACAGAACUCUGUGAGGUGAACUCCUCCUCCUUGAUAUUGUGUCGAUCGCCGAUGGUGGACUCCUCGGUGUGGGGCUCCAAGGUCAUGGUGGAGUUUCUGCUGGACAACCUGCGCUUUGACUUCAACACCCUCAACCCCCAGGCCUUCAGCUAUGAGCCCAACCCAAUUCUGCACCCUCUGAACCAGCAGGACCCUCUGAAGGCAUACCGCUACAACCCUGGAAGCUUCAUCCAGCUUGAGGGGGAAAAUCUGGACCUGGCCAUCAAUAAGGAGGAGGUGGUUGUGUUAAUUGGGGAGGGUGUGUGUGCCGUCAAGACGCUUACCAGAAACCAUCUGUACUGCGAGCCCCCGCCUCAGCAGCCUGUGUCCACGACGAAUGUCAAGAAACGUGAGGGUUCCGACAGCCUGCCUGAAUUCACUGUCCACAUGGGAAACUUGAACUUCUCCCUUGGCAAAGUUCAGUAUGACAGUCUAAGCCUGGCCACCUUUCCUGUGGAGGCUCAGAUUGGUGUCGGGGUUGGAGCCUCCAUUGUGGCGCUCAUCGUCCUCAUCAUCGUACUUAUCUACAGGAGAAAGAGCAAGCAGGCUUUAAGAGACUACAAAAAGGUCCAAAUCCAGCUGGAAAACCUUGAAACCAGCGUGAGAGAUCGCUGCAAGAAAGAGUUUACAGACCUGAUGACUGAGAUGAUGGACAUGUCAAGUGACUUGGUGGGUUCUGGCAUUCCUUUCCUUGACUACCGGAUGUACGCGGAACGCAUUUUCUUCCCCGGCCACCGGGAGUCGCCACUGAGACGAGACCUGGACGUUCAGGAGUGUCGCAGACAGACGGUGGAGCAAGGUCUGGUGCAGCUUUCCAACCUGCUCAACAGUAAACUCUUUCUCACUAAGUUUAUUCAUACUCUGGAGAGUCAGCGGACUUUCUCUCCCCGAGACCGGGCCUACGUGGCCUCCCUUCUCACGGUGGCACUGCACGGUAAACUGGAGUACUUCACAGACAUCCUCAAGACCCUUUUGAAUGACCUGGUAGAGCAGUAUGUGGCCAAGAACCCCAAACUGAUGCUACGGCGGACUGAGACCGUGGUGGAAAAGCUGCUGACCAACUGGAUGUCCAUCUGUCUCUAUGCUUUCCUCAGGGACUCUGCCGGGGAAUGUCUCUACAUGCUUUUCAGGGCAAUAAAGCACCAAGUGGAUAAAGGACCAGUGGAUGCUGUGACUGGCAAGGCCAAAUACACUCUCAACGACAACCGCCUGCUGCGAGAAGACGUGGAAUACAAAACCUUGACUCUUAACGUGUUGGUGCAGGGCGGAGGAGCCAAUGAGUCGCAGCCGCUGCCCUGCAAAGUGCUGGACUGUGACACCAUCACACAGGUGAAGGAGAAGCUUCUGGAUCAGGUGUACAAAAGCACCUCCUUCUCUCACAGACCUCAUUCCGACUCCUUGGACCUGGAGUGGAGGUCUGGUAAUGCUGGACAUCUCAUCCUGUCGGACGAAGACCUAACAUCUGUGGUACAGGGCAACUGGAAACGCCUCAACACGGUGCAGCACUACAAGGUCCCCGAUGGUGCCACGGUCGCUCUGGUCCCUCGCCACAGCAAACACAUUCACCAUGACAACCACGACUACGUGGCUGGAGAGAAAACGCCCAUGCUGGAGGACGCAGACGAGGGCGGGGUGAGACUCUGGCAUCUGGUGAAGGCCGGCGAAGAACCCGAGCUGCCCAAACAUCGGAGAGGCAGCCUGAGGGAAAGAGAGAGAGCCAAGGCCAUACCUGAGAUCUACCUGACCCGCCUGCUGUCUAUGAAGGGGACGCUGCAGAAGUUUGUAGAUGAUCUGUUCACAGUCAUCCUCAGCACCAGCAGACCAGUUCCUCUGGCUGUCAAAUACUUCUUUGACCUGCUGGAUGACCAAGCUGCUCAUCACUCCAUCUCUGACCCAGAAACCAUACACAUCUGGAAGACCAACAGUCUCCCACUGCGUUUCUGGAUCAACAUUGUGAAGAACCCGCAGUUCAUCUUCGACGUGCAAGCUUCAGACCACGUAGAUGCGGUGCUGUCAGUCAUUGCCCAGACCUUCAUGGACUCCUGCACCAUUGCUGAGCACAAGCUGGGACGGGAUUCCCCUAUCAACAAGCUGCUGUAUGCCAGAGAUAUCCCGCGCUACAAACAGAUGGUAGAAAGGUACUACGCUGACAUCAGGCAGACCAUCUCAGCCAGCGACCAGGAGAUGAACUCUGCUCUGGCCGAACUUUCCAGGAACUAUUCUGGAGAACUCAACUACUUGGUGGCACUGCAUGAGCUGUACAAGUACAUCAACAAAUACUACGAUCAGAUCAUCACGGCGCUGGAGGAGGACCCCACGGCCCAGAAGAUGCAGCUGGGCUACAGACUCCAACAGAUCGCCGCGGCCGUGGAGAACAAAGUCACCGACUUGUGACAGAGGACAGUCAAAAGUGUGGGAGUGGAGACUUGUGCCCCCCUGCUGGGUGGACCCUCAUGCUGCAGAGCACUGAAGAUAGACAUGACUUUUAGGACUUUUUUUUUUUUUACCUUUUUAUUAUCUGACUGAAGACUGACGUCGGCCCAGGAAUCUGACCAUUUGGAAUAAUACGACUGACAUACAGAAGUGCUGCGGCCAUCUUCAUUCUUCGGAUUAGCUUGUUGCUGCUCUGUGGUGUGUCUGCAAGUGUGUGUGUGUGUGUGUGUGUUUGUUGCUUGUCAAUCACGUCGUGUGUCAGUAGCGGAUCACAGCCGCCGAGCGUCGCCAGAAAACGUCCGGUUUGGAAAUCCGCUCACACGCCGUUUGUACGUCCACAUUGCCCGUGAGUUCGAUUCCCAGAUUGCUGCUGCCGCCUACCUCAGCGCGACUGUGCUCGUGGUGAAAUGUGUCGCCUUUCUCCCGACGCGCGUUUCCACCCUCGGCCGCAAGACAUUGAAAUCACGCUCACUGACCCGAAGGUCUUUUUUUCCGUAGGUGUACUGAUUGGUGUUAGUGGUACUAAGUACACAGAAAUACUUGUUACAGAAUUCACCUGCCGGACGAGUAGUGUUCACCUCACCUUUUAUCCUAUUAUGAUUCUUUUUUCUACAUUCCUGGUACUCAGCAAGGCACUUUGUCACCUUGCUCUGCCCUACCUACAGUCCUGGUCAAAGGUUUACAUACACUUGUAAAGAACAUAAUGUCAUGGCGGUCUUGAGUUUCCAAUAAUUUCUACAACUCUUUAUUUUUUUUGUGAUAGAGUGAUUGGAGACUUAGACUUAAAAAAUCUUUAUUGUCCCCGAGGGGCAAUUUGGUUUGCAGCAGUAGUCAGUAAAAAAACAAGGUUCAACAGUAAAAACGAGGUACAACAGUAAAAAACAAGGUACAACAGUAAAAAACAAGGUACAACAGUAAACAGUAAAAAACAAGGUACAACAGUAAAAAACAAGGUACAACAGUACAACAGUAAAAACAAGGUACAACAGUAAAAACAAGGUACAACAGUAAAACAAGGUACAACAGUAAAAACAAGGUUCAACAGUAAAAACGAGGUACAACAGUAAAAAAACAAGGUACAACAGUAAAAACAAGGAACAGUAAAAACAAGGUACAACAGUAAAACAAGGUACAACAGUAAAACAAGGUACAACAGUAAAAACAAGGUACAACAGUAAAAACGAGGUACAACAGUAAAAAACGAGGUACACAGUAAAAACAAGGUACAACAGUAAAAACAAGGUACAACAGUAAAAACAAGGUUCAACAGUAAAAACGAGGUACAACAGUAAAAAACAAGGUACAACAGUAAAACAAGGUACAAAUACAUAAAAUACAUACAACAUACAUCAUGAAGGCAUUGAGCUAAAAACUAAAAACAUUUGUAAAACAAUAAAAACUAAUCGUCACACGUCGCUUCCCACUAAAGUGACUGCAUAGCAGCUAAGCUUGUUUAAGAAUCUCAUUUAUAAAGGCAACAGCUGAGGGAACAAAGGAUCUUAUGUAUCUGUUGUUUUUGGCCUUUCUAUUACUCGGGGCGAACUUGCAUCCUGAGGGUAAGAGUCUAAACUCUGAGAAGAGAGGGUGCUGAGGGUUGACCAGAAUGGCCUUUGCCUUCUGGAUGACUCUGGCCUGAUAGAUCUGGUUCAGGGGGUUCAAGUUAUUGCCUAUGGUCUUUUGGCACACCCAGUCUGUUUUUACUGGCCACACUGAGGUUACCAAACCAGGAAGUGAUAGAAUAAGUUAAAAUAGACUCGAUACAAGAUGAAUAGAACAUCAUCAGUGUCCUAUCAACCUGAAAGCCCCUCAGUCUCCUCACAUACUUGUUGGUCACAAAAAACAUUCAUGAAAUUGGGUUCUUUUAUGAAUUUAUUAUGGGUCUACUGAAAAUGUGCUGGGUCAAAAGUAUACAUACAGCAAUGUUAAUAUUUGCUUACAUGUCCCUUGGCAAGUUUCACUGCAAUAAGGCGCUUUUGGUAGC
Molecule: messenger RNA, 9152 nt
Organism: Nerophis lumbriciformis (worm pipefish)
Lineage: Eukaryota; Metazoa; Chordata; Actinopteri; Syngnathiformes; Syngnathidae
Gene: plxnb1b
Product: plexin b1b
Biological process (GO): negative regulation of cell adhesion; regulation of GTPase activity; semaphorin-plexin signaling pathway
Cellular component (GO): plasma membrane; semaphorin receptor complex
Molecular function (GO): protein binding; semaphorin receptor activity
Source: RefSeq, a predicted model, not a curated record